Messenger RNA from Phytophthora infestans T30-4, 2388 nucleotides. RefSeq names its product myosin-like protein. The transcript is spliced from 5 exons. The record is from RefSeq and is a predicted model, not a curated record. Gene Ontology annotation, molecular function: chromatin binding. Gene Ontology annotation, cellular component: condensin complex; chromatin; condensed chromosome. Bases 1 to 2388 code for a protein of 795 amino acids. Lineage: Eukaryota; Oomycota; Peronosporomycetes; Peronosporales; Peronosporaceae. Gene Ontology annotation, biological process: mitotic chromosome condensation.
AUGCGGGGUGAUCAGCGCACCGACAUGAGCCUCAUGACCUUCGGAGGCAAGACAAACGCCGUGUUGGAGCUGGGCAAGCGCUUGAUCCAGCCCGAAGAGGAGUGGAAGGACAAGUGCGCGGCCUUCACGGAGCUGCGUGCGCUACUUUCGGACGCUUCUCUGCUGCAGAGCAAGCUCACGGAUGCACCAGAGACUGCAGCAGUCGAAGACUGUACUAGUAUCUUUACCAUCGAAAACGUGCAGGCGCUAACGCAGCCUUUCCGCGUGACAUUGACGGAUCUGCGCUCCACGGUCGUCAAGGAAGCGUGCGCCACGUUAUCACAUUUGGCACAGGCACUGGGGCCCUUGAGAUGCAAGAUCCUCGUGCGCGACGUGUUCCCCACGCUACUGGACGCAAGAGGAGGCUCGAACAAGGUGAAUACUGCCGCUAUUCACAGCUGUAUUGAGGCCAUUAUGCAGUCUACACCAAGUCGAUUCGUGCUUGCGCCGGUGCUGCAAGUGCUGAAUACAAGCAGGAAAUACAUCGCAAUCUGGCCUGAUGAAGCUGACAGCUGUGACAAGAAGAUGACCCCUCCAAGCUCAGGCAGCAAAGUGCCGUCAACACUGGAACGAUUGCAUCGGAACGAUGUUCCAACGCCGGCAAGUGGUAUCCCUUUACCAAGCCUAAUUCCCUCGACACCGACGUCUGCAUUGAAGAAACCUCGAGAAGGCAGAAUGCCGUCAAAAAUCCCCACCCCGCCGCGUACCACAGAUCUGUUAGAGAAAGAAACACCAACACUGGAAGGAAAAUUAUCUCAGCUGCAAGAGGAAAAAGCAUGUCUUGCCAAGCAAAUAACAGCCCAGGCUCACGAACUCCACCAACUUCGUGGUCGAAUUCAGAAGAUGAAUGAAGAAAAACAGCUAAGCGAAUCACGGCACAAAGUGGCCAUGGCAGCGACGAUGAAAGCUCACGCACAAGACUCAGCUACACAACAGGACAUUCAGUAUAAGCUUGCCGAACAACUUGGCGCUCAAGAAGAGGAGCUAGAGGAAUUACGAAGUCAGCAUAGUCAAUCAUCAUCUCCCACUCAAACUACUCCCCAAACACCCGACCAUGUGGCCCACCUGGAGAAUGAACUAUCAUUGCUGUCAGAGCAGCUAGAAGUGGCAACCUCAAAGUUGGAGACGUCGAGCGCUGAGGCCGGUGGCGAGAUGAAUGCCCUUCGGAGCCAGAAGUGUGCUCUGGAAGAGCGUUUGUCGGCUCAGAGUAUGCAACUGGAGGAGUUGCAGGCGAAACAGAGUGCUACAGUGGCCGCGUUGGAGGAGGAAAAGCGUAUGCUGGCUGACGAGGUGUCUUCUCUAAAGAACAUUGAGAUGGAGGUGAUGGCGCGAUGCAAUGAGAAGGACGACCGCGUGGCCCAGCUGGAGAGUGAACUGUCAUUGCUGUCAGAGCAGCUAGAAGUGGCAACCUCAAAGUUGGAGACGUCGAGCGCUGAGGCCGGUGGCGAGAUGAAUGCCCUUCGGAGCGAGAAGUGUGCUCUGGAAGAGCGUUUGUCGGCUCAAAGUAUGCAACUGGAGGAGUUGCAGGCGAAACAGAGUGCUACAGUGGCCGCGUUGGAGGAGGAAAAGCGUAUGCUGGCUGACGAGGUGUCUUCUCUAAAGAACAUUGAGACGGAGGUGAUGGCGCGAUGCAAUGAGAAGGACGACCGCGUGGCCCAGCUGGAGAGUGAACUGUCAUUGCUGUCAGAGCAGCUAGAAGUGGCAACCUCAAAGUUGGAGACGUCGAGCGCUGAGGCCGGUGGCGAGAUGAAUGCCCUUCGGAGCGAGAAGUGUGCUCUGGAAGAGCGUUUGUCGGCUCAAAGUAUGCAACUGGAGGAGUUGCAGGCGAAACAGAGUGCUACAGUGGCCGCGUUGGAGGAGGAAAAGCGUAUGCUGGCUGACGAGGUGUCUUCUCUAAAGAACAUUGAGACGGAGGUGAUGGCGCGAUGCAAUGAGAAGGACGACCGCGUGGCCCAGCUGGAGAGUGAACUGUCAUUGCUGUCAGAGCAGCUAGAAGUGGCAACCUCAAAGUUGGAGACGUCGAGCGCUGAGGCCGGUGGCGAGAUGAAUGCCCUUCGGAGCCAGAAGUGUGCUCUGGAAGAGCGUUUGUCGGCUCAGAGUAUGCAACUGGAGGAGUUGCAGGCGAAACAGAGUGCUACAGUGGCCGCGUUGGAGGAGGAAAAGCGUAUGCUGGCUGACGAGGUGUCUUCUCUAAAGAACAUUGAGACGGAGGUGAUGGCGCGAUGCAAUGAGAAGGACGACCGCGUGGCCCAGCUGGAGAGUGAACGUACAUUGGGUGUCGGAGCAGUUAGAGGUGGCAACUCCAAAUUUGGAGAACUUCGAGGCUUGAGAGAGCGGUGGGCGAGAUAA